CGUCGUGACACGACGGGGGGCGGGCCGCGGCCGGGGACGUCCCCUCUGCCCUCCCGGAACCAGUCUCCACUGCUGCCGCCCGAACCGGGGCGGCGAAGGCGGGUCCUCCAGAGCCUUCGAGUCGGGGCCUAGAGCGGCCAGGCCAUCGAGCCGGGUCGAGCAGGGACUGGCGACGGCUGCGUCACGCGAGGGGCGGGGCCGUUGCGGGCGGAGGCCGGAGCCGGAAGCGGAAGAGGCGCUCGGAGCGGGGAGUGGGGCCUAGCCGCAGCCGGAUCCUGGGAGACGAUGCAUCACUGUAAGCGAUACCGCUCCCCUGAGCCAGACCCCUACCUGAGCUACCGAUGGAAGAGGAGGAGGUCUUACAGUCGGGACCACGAAGGGAGACUGCGGUACCCGUCUCGAAGGGAGCCUCCGCCCCGGAGAUCUCGGUCCCGAAGCCACGACCGCCUGCCCUACCAGAGGAGGUACCGGGAGCGCCGUGACAGCGACACGUACCGGUGUGAAGAGCGGAGCCCGUCCUUCGGCGAGGACUGCUACGGGUCUUCACGUUCUCACCACCGCCGGCGGUCACGGGAGAGGGAGCCGUACCGGGCCCGCAAGCACGCCCACCACUGCCACAAACGCCGCACCAGGUCUUGUAGCAGCGCCUCCUCGAGAAGCCAACAGAGCAGUAAGCGCAGCAGCCGGAGUGUGGAAGAUGACAAGGAGGGCCACCUGGUGUGCCGGAUCGGCGAUUGGCUCCAAGAGCGAUAUGAGAUCGUGGGGAACCUGGGCGAAGGCACGUUCGGCAAGGUGGUGGAGUGCUUGGACCACGCCAGAGGGAAGUCUCAGGUUGCCCUGAAGAUCAUCCGCAACGUGGGCAAGUACCGGGAGGCCGCCCGGCUAGAAAUCAACGUUCUCAAAAAAAUCAAGGAGAAGGAUAAAGAGAACAAGUUCCUGUGUGUCUUGAUGUCUGACUGGUUCAACUUCCACGGUCACAUGUGCAUCGCCUUUGAGCUCCUGGGCAAGAACACCUUUGAGUUCCUGAAGGAGAAUAAUUUCCAGCCUUACCCCCUGCCGCACGUCCGGCACAUGGCCUACCAGCUCUGCCACGCCCUCCGAUUUCUACAUGAAAACCAGCUGACCCACACAGACUUGAAGCCAGAGAACAUCUUGUUUGUGAAUUCGGAGUUUGAAACCCUCUACAAUGAGCACAAGAGCUGUGAGGAGAAGUCGGUGAAGAACACCAGCAUCCGGGUAGCUGACUUCGGCAGUGCUACCUUUGACCACGAGCAUCACACGACCAUUGUGGCCACCCGUCACUAUCGCCCACCUGAGGUGAUCCUUGAGCUGGGCUGGGCACAGCCGUGCGACGUCUGGAGCAUUGGCUGCAUUCUCUUCGAGUACUACCGGGGCUUCACGCUCUUCCAGACCCAUGAAAACCGAGAACAUUUGGUGAUGAUGGAGAAGAUUCUAGGGCCCAUCCCAUCACACAUGAUCCACCGUACCAGGAAACAGAAAUAUUUCUACAAAGGGGGCCUGGUUUGGGAUGAGAACAGCUCUGAUGGCCGGUAUGUGAAGGAGAACUGCAAACCUCUGAAGAGUUACAUGCUCCAGGACUCCUUGGAGCAUGUGCAGCUGUUUGACCUGAUGAGGAGGAUGUUAGAAUUUGACCCUGCCCAGCGCAUCACACUGGCGGAGGCCCUGCUGCACCCCUUCUUUGCUGGCCUGACCCCUGAGGAGCGGUCCUUCCACACCAGCCGCAACCCAAGCAGAUGACAGGCGUAGGCCCCCCCGACGAGCUGGAGCGCGGGACUGGGCUGCCCGGCCUUCUCUCCAACCUCCACCACCAGGCCUCAGGGCCAGAGCCACCCAGCGAACAGUGCAAUGUGAAGGAAGGCCGGAGCCUGCAGGGGACGAGACUUGAUGCCCAGCUGCCAGAAAGCACAGAUUUGACCCAAGCUAUUUAUAUGUUGUAAAGUUAUAAUAAAGUGUUUCUUACUGUUUGUAACCCCUGGUACCGGUGUGUCCGUCUCCAGGCUCCUUGCCUUCCCCUCCCCCUACCUUAUUAAUAAAGUCUUUCUUAGCA
Molecule: messenger RNA, 2068 nt
Organism: Odobenus rosmarus divergens (Pacific walrus)
Lineage: Eukaryota; Metazoa; Chordata; Mammalia; Carnivora; Odobenidae
Gene: CLK3
Product: CDC-like kinase 3
Exons: 13
Coding region: 286-1758 (490 amino acids)
Biological process (GO): protein phosphorylation
Molecular function (GO): ATP binding; protein kinase activity
Source: RefSeq, a predicted model, not a curated record